AUGAACCGAACUGUCAGAGUUAGCAGUUAUUUUGACUGCUAUCAGGUGGACGAGGUUGAAAACAUUUAUAAAUUUGACCCAAUGUGGAGGCAGAACGCACUGAGUUGCCGAUUGCUAUUGAUACUCCAGCAGAUGUUUGAAUUCAAUGUUACGUUCAUUGUAAAACAUCUGAGCGAUCAUGUGACGGAUGAGAAGGGAUUUAAUGUCUACCCACAUGUCAACGACUCUGUUGACAUUUACGUGAAACCAAUGGCGAUUACAGGGGAACUAUUGGACCUCGCUCGCCCUAUUGAGGCAGUAUUCACGUGGAGGUUCGGUUUUAUCCUCCGUCGCAAGCACAGCGCUAUUAUGCGGCCGUACUACAGUCUACCGUUUGCUAAAAGUGUGUGGGUUUGCAUUUUGAAUAUAACGAUACUGGUUACAGUUGUUUUAUACAUAAUGAGGAGAUGGGAGAGCCGUAUAUUCGACGUUCCAGAUUGCAACUUUCUUUACGAGGUUUUCAUAGUCGUCGGUGUGAUUUAUCAGCAUUUUCUACCUAUACCCUCGUUCUUAUGGUCGCGUCGAAUCGCUUAUUUUUGCUAUAUUACAUUUGCUUACGUCACACAUUCGUUCUACACGUCCAAUCUGUUGUCGUAUCUUGUUACUGAUAAAGAGGGCCGUAUGGAUCUUAAGGCACUAGUUGAAAGCGAUUACGAACUCAGGAUAUUGGAAAACAUGAAAGCAGCGACCGAUCGGAGAGUAAAUUAUCUAGAAAGAAAAAUAAACGUUAUUGAAAAGGAGCUGGCGCGUUCAAAAGUAAUAGACAUAUCGGCCGGCUUGGAGGCCGUUAGAACUUCGAAGACUGCUUUACUGUGCGACUAUCCGACUGUGCAAUCUUUUAUUGCAAGGACAUUUGAAAACGAAGCGAUUUGCGAACUAGAGGAAGUUGAUAUCUUUUCUAAUGUGAAAAUGUAUUUUUUCGCCGCAAAAGGGUUCAAAGACAUUGAGAAAUUAAAGAUCGGCCUGUUUGAGUCCACUGCUGAACAUAGGCCUCCCCCAUGGACUGCCACGAAGUACGAUCCUGAGCCACCUGCA
This is a messenger RNA of Iphiclides podalirius (scarce swallowtail), 1074 nucleotides long. Lineage: Eukaryota; Metazoa; Arthropoda; Insecta; Lepidoptera; Papilionidae. The record is from the annotation of a GenBank genome assembly.